Molecule: messenger RNA, 8707 nt
Organism: Pseudoliparis swirei
Lineage: Eukaryota; Metazoa; Chordata; Actinopteri; Perciformes; Liparidae
Gene: itsn1
Product: intersectin 1 (SH3 domain protein)
Exons: 47
Coding region: 199-5982 (1927 amino acids)
Biological process (GO): intracellular signal transduction; positive regulation of Rho protein signal transduction
Molecular function (GO): guanyl-nucleotide exchange factor activity; calcium ion binding; protein binding
Source: RefSeq, a predicted model, not a curated record
GGUCGAGAUUUUCGGAACCACGGGAGAGAGGGAGGGAGCUUCAUCUUUUUUUUUUUAUUGGUUUAGUUGGAUACGGCUCAUCUCGGGACGGAUAUCCACCGUCGCGGGGUCACGAAACACACCGCGACGAGCCGCCAGACUCCCGUGUUUCACGAUGGCGGCUGAACUAUGAGGUGGCUGAAGAAGACCGAGUGAGCCAUGGCACAGUUCCCCACCUCCUUCACAGAUGUGUUCCUGAUCUCCGCGGAUGAGAGAGCCAAACAUGAUCAGCAGUUUCUCAGCCUCUCUCCCACUGCCGGGGGUUACAUCACAGGCGACCAAGCCAGGAACUUCUUCCUCCAGUCCGGUCUGCCGCCUCCCAUCCUGGCCCAAAUCUGGGCUCUGGCGGACAUGAACAGCGAUGGCCGAAUGGACAUCCACGAGUUCUCCAUCGCCAUGAAGCUCAUCAAGCUGAAGCUGCAGGGUCACCCUCUGCCGGCCGCGCUGCCGCCCGGCAUGAAGCCGGCCGCGCUCACGCUGCCCCCGCAGGCCGCCUUCGGCAUGUCCCCCCUGCCCCCCCUCUCGGCCCCUCUGUCGGGCUUGCCUCCGCUGCCGCCGCUCCCUGUCGGGGUAUCCCCGCCCCCCCUGCCGCCGCCCAUCUCCAACGGAGCCCCGCCCACCGGCCUGAUGCAGCCCAUCUCGGGCUUCUCCCACCCAGCUCCCUCCGCCAAGUCCUCGUCGUUUAACCGCUCCAGCGCCAAGUUGCAGAAGGGCACGUCCGUGGACGCCACGAGCGCCCUGCCGCCCUGUGAUUGGGCCGUUCCUCAGUCCUCCAGGCUCAAGUACAGACAGCUUUUUAACUCCCAUGACAAGAUGAUGAGUGGACACCUCACAGGUCCUCAGGCCCGUACCAUCCUGAUGCAGUCCAGUCUCCCUCAGGGCCAGCUGGCCACCAUCUGGAGCCUCUCCGACAUCGACCAGGACGGGAAGCUGACCGCGGAGGAGUUCAUCUUGGCCAUGCACCUCAUCGACAUGGCGAUGUCGGGGUUACCGCUGCCGCCCGUCCUCCCGCCCGAUUACCUCCCGCCCACGUUCAGGCGUGUGCGCAGUGACAGUGUUCAGUCGGACCAGAAGAGCGUCCAGGAGGAAGAGGAGGAGGAGGCGGAGAGCAACCUGAAGCUACCAGUGACCUUUGAGGAUAAGAAAAGGGAGAACUUUGAGCGCGGGAACCUGGAGCUGGAGAAGCGACGCCACGCUCUGCAGGAUCUGCAGAGGAAGGAGCAGGAGAGGCUGGCGACGCUGGAGAGGGAGGAGCUGGAGAGGAAGGAGCGCGAGCGUCUGGAGCAGGAGAGGAGACGGCAGCACGAGCUGGAACGACAACUGGAGAGACAGCGAGACGUGGAGAGGCACCGAGAGGAGGAGAGACGCAAAGAGAUCGAGAGGAGAGAGACUGCUAAGCACGAGCUGGAGCGUCAGCGCCAGCUGGAGUGGGAGCGUCAGCGCCGCCAGGAGCUUCUGACUCAGAGGAACCGAGAGCAGGAGAGCAUCGUGCUGCUCAAAGCCAGGAAGAAGACCCUGGAGUUUGAGCUGGAGGCUCUGAACGAUAAGAAGAACCAGUUGGAGGGCAAACUGAAGGACGUCCGGUUCCGUCUGACCGCCCAGCGGCGAGAGGUGGAGCAGACCAAUCUGUCCAGAGAAACACGCAUCGCCGAAAUCACCCUGCUGCAGCAGCAGCUGCAGGACUCCCAGCAGUGGUUGGGGAGGCUGAUUCCUGAUAAACAGUGCCUCAACGACCAGCUGAAACACACUCAACAGGGCAGUCUGCAUCGCGACAGCCUGUCGUCCCUGCAGAGGGCCGUGGAGCAGAAGGAGAGCAGCAGGCAGCUGCUCCGGGAACAGCUGGACACCGUGGAGCGAGAGACGAGGGCCAAGCUGCUGGAGAUAGACGCGUUCAACACGCAGCUGAAGUCUCUGUGUGAGUUCUAUGGCGACCACUGUGCCAGGAUAGAGGCCCUGGGACGCCAGCUUCAGGAGGAGCAGAGAGGGAGACAGGAGCUGAGGGAGAUCCACAGCCGGCAGCAGAGGCAGAAGCAGAGGGAUCUGGACGGAGACGUGCACACGCACGCCCACAUGCACACGCCGGUCGACAGGAAGUCCGCCGAGCUGCAGGACGGCAGGCUGUCGGCGGAGGACGCCCUGUCCUGGAGGGACGACUCUGCAAGCCCCGCCCCCAACGCCCCGAGCCCCCCCUCCGUCUCCGCGCCCCACGCCUGGCUGACCCGAGUGGCCCAGGAGGAGGAGGAGAGGAAGAGGAGGGGGAUGGUAAUGGAGAUGGAGAUGGAGGAGGAGGAAGAGGAGGAGGAGGAAGAAGAGCUGGGGGGCCAGAAGGGAGCGGCAUCCGCAGAAGAGCUGGAGGACGAAGGCAAGAAGGACAUGCAGGAGAAACUGAGCAAGCUCUUCGACCGGCCGACCGACCCCUGGGCUUCAACAGUAGAAAAGGCUCUGCCUCCUAGCCAGUUUGACCAGAAGGCUCCGCCCCCAAGCCUGUUUGACCAGAAGGCCCCGCCCCCCAGUUUAUUUGACCAGAAGGCUCCGCCCCCAAGCCUGUUUGACCAGAAAGCUCCACCCCCCAGCUUGUUUGAUCAGAAGGCCCCGCCCCCCAGUUUAUUUGACCAGAAGGCUCCGCCCCCAAGCCUGUUUGACCAGAAGGCUCCGCCCCCCAGCUUGUUUGACCAGAAGGCUCCGCCCCCCAGCUUGUUUGACCAGAAGGCUCCGCCCCCAAGCCUGUUUGACCAGAAGGCUCCGCCCCCCAGCUUGUUUGACCAGAAGGCUCCGCCCCCCAGCUUGUUUGACCAGAAGGCUCCGCCCCCAAGCCUGUUUGACCAGAAGGCUCCGCCCCCCAGCUUGUUUGACCAGAAGGCCCCGCCCCCCAGCUUGUUUGACCAGAAGGCUCCGGUCAGCAGCUUCGACCAGCAGCACCCGGUGAAGGUCGUGUUCUACCGGGCUCUGUAUCCGUUUGACGCCCGCAGCCACGACGAGAUCAGCAUCGCCCCCGGAGACGUCAUCAUGGUGAAGGGGGAAUGGGUGGACGAAUCCCAAACGGGCGAACCCGGUUGGCUGGGCGGCGAGCUCCGCGGCCGCACCGGCUGGUUUCCCGCCAAUUACGCCGAACGGAUACCGGACAGCGAGGCGCCGGUCAGCCUCCGCGCGACGUCCUCGGGCCCGCCCACCGCUGCCCGGCAGCCGAUGUCGACGCCCCCCCCGGCGCCCGGACACGCCGCCUCCUCCUCGUCCUCCUCCUCGUCCGCCGCCAACAGCAACUGGGCCGACUUCAACACCACUUGGCCGUCCAACGCCGGCGGCCAGUCGGAGAGCGAGGGGUGGGACGCGUGGCCGACCUCCACCGCCAACCCCAAUCCGUCGCUCGGCGUUCCGUCGGCGCAGCUGCGGCAACGCUCCGCCUUCACGCCCGCCACCAUGACGACGGGCUCCUCCCCCUCUCCCGUACUGGGCCAGGGCGAGAAGGUGGAGGGCCUCCAGGCUCAGGCGCUGUAUCCAUGGAGAGCCAAGAAGGACAACCACCUCAACUUCAACAAGAACGAGGUCAUAACCGUGUUGGAGCAGCAGGACAUGUGGUGGUUAGGGGAACUGCAGACCGGCCAGAGAGGCUGGUUCCCCAAAAGCUACGUGAAGCUCAUCUCCGCCAGCAUGACGCCGCCCCCCGGCGCCGCGCCGCGCAUCAAACACGCCAGUGAGUCUGUCGUAUCAGAAAGCCCCCCCAAUGGAAAACGGCCGUCCCCUUCCCCAACAAAACCCUCUGACUCUGGAGAAGAGUUCGUGGCCAUGUACACCUAUGAGAGCAGUGAACAGGGCGAUCUGAGCUUCCAGCAAGGAGACGUCGUCAUGGUGACCAGGAAGGAAGGGGAUUGGUGGACGGGCGUCGUCGGGGGCAAGACGGGCGUCUUUCCGUCCAAUUAUGUCAAACCAAGAGACUCCGAGGCUCUGGGGCCAGCGGGGAAGACGGGCAGCCUGGGGAAGAAGCCAGAGAUCGCCCAGGUGAUCGCCCCCUACAGCGCCACGGGGGCGGAGCAGCUGACGCUGGCGCCGGGUCAGCUGAUCCUCAUCAGGAAGAAGAACCCGGGCGGCUGGUGGGAGGGCGAGCUGCAGGCCCGGGGGAAGAAGCGCCAGAUCGGUUGGUUCCCGGCCAACUACGUGAAGCUGCUCAGCCCGAGCACCAGCAAGACGACGCCCACCGAGCCCACCCCCCCCAAACCGACUCCGGCCAGCACGGGGGCCCACACAGCGGUGUGCCAGGUGAUCGGCAUGUACGACUACGUGGCGCAGAACGACGACGAGCUGGCCUUCCUGAAGGGUCAGGUGAUCACGGUGGUCAACAAGGACGACUGCGAUUGGUGGAAGGGGGAGCUGGGCGGGAGGGAGGGGCUGUUCCCCAGCAACUACGUCAAGCUCACCGCGGACACCGACCCGAGCGCGCAGUGGUGCGCCGACCUCCACCUGCUGGACAUGCUGAGCCCCACGGAGAGGAAGAGGCAGGGCUACAUCCACGAGCUCAUCGUCACCGAGGAGAACUACGUCAACGACCUGCAGCUCGUCACCGAGAUCUUCCACAAGCCGCUGUUGGAGUGCGAGCUGCUGACGGAGAAGGAGGUGGCCAUGAUCUUUGUGAACUGGAAGGAGCUCAUCAUGUGCAACAUCAAGCUGCUCAAGGCUCUGAGAGUGAGGAAGAAGAUGUCGGGCGACCGGAUGCCCGUGAAGAUGAUCGGUGACAUCCUGACCAAUCAGCUGCCUCACAUGCAGCCGUACAUCAGGUUCUGUUCGUGUCAGCUGAACGGAGCCACGCUGAUUCAGCAGAAAACAGACGACAACCCCGAGAUCAAAGACUUCCUGAAGAGGUUGGCCAUGGACCCCGGGUGUAAAGGGAUGCCUCUGUCCAGCUUCCUGCUGAAGCCGAUGCAGAGAGUCACGCGCUACCCGCUCAUCAUCAAGAACAUCAUAGAAAACACUCUGGAGUCGCAUCCAGACAACAGCCACCUGAAGGCAGCGCUGGAGAAAGCAGAGGAGCUGUGCUCACAGGUGAAUGAGGGCGUCCGGGAGAAGGAGAACUCUGAUCGUCUGGAGUGGAUUCAGGCUCACGUCCAGUGUGAAGGGCUGUCCGAGCAACUCGUGUUUAACUCCGUCACCAACUGUCUGGGGCCCAGGAAGUUCCUCCACAGCGGGAAGCUGUUCAAGGCCAAGAGCAGCAAGGAGCUCUACGGCUUCCUGUUCAACGACUUCCUGCUGCUGACUCAGGUGACUAAACCUCUGGGCUGGUCGGGCUCCGACAAAGUGUUCUCCUCCAAGACACACCUGCAGUACCGCAUGUACAAGACGCCGAUCUUCCUGAACGAGGUUCUGGUGAAGCUGCCCACCGACCCGUCGGGCGACGAGCCGCUGUUCCACAUCUCACACAUCGACCGCGUGUACACGCUGAGGGCCGAGAGCGUCAACGAGCGGACGGCGUGGGUCCAGAAGAUCAAAGCGGCCUCGGAGCUCUUCAUCGAGACGGAGAAGAAGAAGAGGGAGAAGGCGUAUCUAGUUCGCUCUCAGAGGGCCACGGGCAUCGGCCGGCUGAUGGUCAACAUCGUGGAGGGAAUCGAACUCAAACCUUGUCGCUCCCAUGGUAAGAGUAAUCCUUACUGUGAGGUGACGAUGGGGUCACAGUGCCAUAUCACCAAAACAUUACAGGACACGUUGAAUCCCAAGUGGAACUCCAACUGUCAGUUUUUUAUAAAGGACCUUGAACAGGACGUCUUGUGCGUCACGGUGUUCGAACGAGACCAGUUCUCCCCCGACGACUUCCUGGGCAGGACGGAGAUCCGAUUGGCUGAGAUAAAGAAAGACCAGGGCUCCAAAGGACCAAUCACCAAGCGGCUGCUGCUCCACGAGGUUCCCACGGGAGAGAUCGUGGUCCGGCUGGACCUCCAGCUGUUUGAGGAGCCCUGAAGAAAACCUGGACCGGGUCCUGGACCGGGUCCUGGACCGGACUGGGGGACAAAAAGGAUCUCAGAGAUGGACUGGAUUAGACCGGAUUGGAUUAGACCAGACUAGAGUAGACCGGACUGGAUUAGACCGGAUAGAUUAGACCAGACUAGAGUAGACCGGACUGGAUUAGACCGGAUAGAUUAGACUGGACUGGAGUAGACCGGACUGGAUUAGACCGGAUAGAUUAGACCAGACUAGAGUAGACCGGACUGGAUUAGACCGGAUAGAUUAGACCGGACUAGAGUAGACCGGACUGGAUUAGACCGUAUAGAUUAGACCGGACUAGAGUAGACCGGACUGGAUUAGACCGGAUAGAUUAGACCGGACUAGAGUAGACCGGACUGGAUUAGACCGUAUAGAUUAGACCGGACUAGAGUAGACCGGACUGGAUUAGACCAGACUGGAUUAGACCGGACUGGAUCCUCUUCUAGAAAGAGGUUUUGAGACUGCGUGUCACUUUCCUCUGAUUUAAAUUGAGACACUUUGAGGUGAAUAAAGUAAAAGAAACAAGACGAUAAUCUUCUGUUUUACAAGUUCCCUCAAAUGCAACGUUUGAGUACGUAGCGAGGUUUUAUCUAACGACGCCUUCAGGUUCAUUUAGGAGGAAACGGACAAAAGCAAUAAAAUAAAAUGCCUAAAAUGUCUUUCGGUCGUCUUUCCGAGUUUGGGAAGCAAAAUGGCACAAAAUCUAAAAGAAGUGACGCGUGUCUCCUCAACAAGUUAAAAGAAACACUUUAACGUCUUGUGAUGAACUCCAGGACCGGUUUUCUACUGCAGUCCAGUCUAGUCCGGUCUAGUCCAGUCUAGUCCGGUUCAGUCUAGUCCAGUCUAGUCCGGUUCAGUCUAGUCUGGUCCGGUUCAGUCUAGUCCGGUUCAGUCUAGUCCGGUUCAGUCUAGUCCGGUCCAGUUGAGUCCGGUUCAGUCUAGUGCGGUUCAGUCUAGUCCGGUCCGGUUCAGUCUAGUCCGGUCCAGUCGAGUCCGGUCCAGUCUAGUCCGGUCCGGUCCAGUCUAGUCCGGUCCAGUCUAGUCCGGUCCGGUUCAGUCUAGUCCGGUCCAACUCCAAGUCCUUUUAAUCCAGUCUGGUUCUCUGAGAUCAGCCGGGUCUUUUUUAAAUAUAAUCUCUUCCAUCAGACACUCCAGUGACAAUCCCUCCUUUGAGUCCUGACAACCCCUCAGUGUGUGUGUGUGUGUGUGUGAGAAUGUGUGUGUGUGUGUGUGUGUGUGUGUGUGUAUGUGUGUGUGUGUGGUGGACGGCCAAUUAAAAGGUUCAUUUUUCUUUCCAGUCUUACUCUCUGAGUCUCAAGUGAAACUUCAGGCGUCAGCUGCGAGACUCCGAGCCUUAAAGGGAUUCACGACGUUUCCAUCGCAAAACAAACAGAAGCUCGUUAUGUACAGGUUCAAAAUGUCACUUUUGUGUGUAUAAUAAUAAUAAUAUUAAUAAUAUUUCAGUCGAGGUGCUGCGGAGAAGAAAGUCUUAAAUCUUCUUAUUUUCCGCGGUCGUAGCUUUUAGGUGAUUUCUGUCACAGUGCAGGCGGAGGGGGGAGGAGCCCCGGAUGAUCCAGGGGGCGGGGCCAGGAGCCCCGGAUGAACCAGGGGGGCGGGGCCAGAGCUGCAUAGGGGCCCUCGAACAUGCUUUCGGUACUACGUUGUGUUUUAUAGGAACAGCUUUUUAGAGAAAUAACAAAAACAAGUUCUACUGUGCUCUUAAAACACACACACACACACACUCUGUUGCUGCGCGGCAGGACUCGACUGAACAAUGUUCCACGGCGGCCAUUUUUAAUAGUGAGAGAACGUAUAAAAAAUUGAAUAUUUCUUUCUUUUUUUUAUUGCUCUGUAAUUUCUCGACGGGAGGAAAUGGAGUGUUUGUGGAGGGACUACUUUCAGCGGCGGAGUAACACACAUCGGGCAGUGAGGGGACGACAGCGUGGCUCACUGAUGGCUUUUCGGAGAUGAACAAAUAUUUAACGUUAUUUAAACGUGAACUCAUUCCUCUUCCUGUCGUUUCCUGUUCGUCUAAAAAGUGUACAUUUUAAUAUUUGUGUGGUCUUUCAUCGCGGUUGUGAAAUUUCCGCGUUGUGCCAAAAAAGAAAGGCCGCGAUGAACGCUAGCAUUUUUUUUUUUUAAAGAACGCGGAGCGGCAUAAAGUUAUUGUUUUAUUUUGUAUUAUUAUUUUUAAAGCAUAUCGUCUUUACUGAAUUAUCUCAGGAGUUACUUUGAUGGCGGAAUUUCCCCGACGCGAGUAUUCAAAAUGGCCGCCGCAGUUGGUUAUAAAACCGGAGUUUUUUUAAGUGUGACCGGCCACUGUCCAAUCAGGAGUCGGCGAGGCUCGGCCAAUCGCAGAAGCUUGAACCGAAUGUUUGUGUUCCCCCCGGACUGAAGCUGCUGCUGAUGAUGAAUGUGUCCUUCAUCCCUCCUCCUCGUCCUCCUCGUCCUCUCCAGACUGUCCUGAGACUAAUCCAGUUUAAACCCGUUCUCACUGUCUACCUUCCAGGUUGUGUAUAAUACUACUGAUAUCUGAGAGUUAAUAUAUAAGCGCUGGAGGCGGCCUGCUGUUAAUUAUCACCGUAGAAAAAGAAGAAGAAAUACUUUGCUGUCUUUCAGUGUUCAGAAUAAACUCUGUUGGACCGAGACUGAAGGCCGUCUGUCGGUGGUUUCUGUCUUCGUCACAGGAUUAUAUUUACUG